AGCCGAGCGUCGGCCGCGAAGCGUCAAGCCCAACGCGGCGGCGGCAGCUAGGCAGCCAACAUGGCGGCGGCGGCGGCGGGCCCGGAGAUGGUCCGCGGGCAGGUGUUCGACGUGGGGCCGCGCUACACCAACCUCUCGUACAUUGGAGAGGGCGCCUACGGCAUGGUUUGCUCUGCUUAUGAUAAUCUCAACAAAGUUCGAGUUGCUAUCAAGAAAAUCAGUCCUUUUGAGCACCAGACCUACUGCCAGAGAACCCUAAGAGAAAUAAAAAUCUUACUGCGCUUCAGACAUGAGAAUAUCAUCGGCAUCAAUGACAUCAUCCGGGCACCAACCAUUGAGCAGAUGAAAGAUGUAUAUAUAGUACAGGACCUCAUGGAGACAGAUCUGUACAAGCUCUUGAAGACACAACACCUCAGCAAUGACCAUAUCUGCUAUUUUCUAUAUCAGAUCCUGAGAGGAUUAAAAUAUAUACAUUCAGCUAACGUUCUGCAUCGUGACCUCAAGCCUUCCAACCUCCUGCUGAACACCACUUGCGAUCUCAAGAUCUGUGACUUUGGCCUUGCCCGUGUUGCAGAUCCGGAUCAUGAUCACACAGGGUUCUUGACAGAGUACGUAGCCACACGUUGGUACAGAGCUCCAGAAAUUAUGUUGAAUUCCAAGGGUUAUACCAAGUCCAUUGAUAUUUGGUCUGUGGGCUGCAUCCUGGCAGAGAUGCUCUCCAACAGGCCUAUCUUUCCAGGGAAGCAUUACCUUGACCAGCUGAAUCACAUCCUGGGUAUUCUUGGAUCUCCAUCACAGGAAGAUCUGAAUUGUAUAAUAAAUUUAAAAGCUAGAAACUACUUGCUUUCUCUUCCACACAAAAAUAAGGUGCCAUGGAACAGGCUGUUUCCAAAUGCUGACUCCAAAGCUCUGGACUUACUGGAUAAAAUGUUGACAUUUAACCCUCACAAGAGGAUUGAAGUUGAACAGGCUCUGGCCCACCCAUACCUGGAGCAGUAUUAUGACCCAAGUGAUGAGCCCAUUGCUGAAGCACCAUUCAAGUUUGACAUGGAAUUGGAUGACUUACCUAAGGAGAAGCUCAAAGAACUCAUUUUUGAAGAGACUGCUAGAUUCCAGCCAGGAUACAGAUCUUAAAUUGGUCAGGACAAGGGCUCAGAGGACUGGACGUGCUCAGAUGUCGGUGUUCCUCCCAGUUCUUGACCCCUGGUCCUGUCUCCAGCCCGUCUCAGCUUACCCACUCUGACCCUUUGAGCCGCUCCGAGGGGCACUUUCUGGUAGUAGUGGCUUUUGUACUUUGACAGAAUCCCUUCAUGCAGAGAUGUCUCCUGGCACCAGUGCCCUGCGGCAGUGUGUACCUUCAAUGCACACUGCGUACUGUUGCUUAGUCACUAACCACUUUCUGGUUUGAAAGAUGCAGUGGUUCCUCCCUCUCCUGAAUCCUUUCUACGUGUCAUCCUGCUGAACCAUGCAGCCUCACCAGAGCAAGAGUCUUUCCAAACUGGCUCCAGUGGCUGGCAUCUCGCUUUAUAGUAAGGAAUGCUAUUACGUAAGGCACUUUAAGUCAGUGACAGCUCAAAAUUUGCACUUCUUCUGUUGACUUGUAAUAGUCCACCCAGAGCAGGAGCUUGUGGACAUCCCUGGGUGGUGUUGCAGGAUGCAGGGCAGGUGCUUUGUCAUGGGAUUCCUUUGGGGGCAUUUUUCUAUGUAUCAUGUUAGUCCCGUAGUUAAGGUAUGUGCUAUUUGCCCAGCUUCUAAAAAAUUUGAUCAUUAUUCUAGAAAGGAAGCAUUGGACCAGCAAUGUUAUUUUGCAGGUUUCCUAUAGUUACUUCUAUUGUAAUGGAGGUGUAGCACUUGCCAAAAUGUUACAUGCUGUCCUUAGCCAGAGAUUUAAAGUAACAGCUGUGCUUGUCAUUUGCUGCAAGAUGUACAAGCACUAAGCUGUAGAAGUUUCUGGUGAAGUAGAGAGCAAGCUGACCUAGAUGUUCAGGGUGGAGCUCCAUAUAUGCUUUGAGCUGUCUCACACAGAAAGCUGUAUUUGUAACCACAUUCACUGCCUUGGGAUUUAGCUAAGAGGAACACUGCGUCUUUAAAUAAGAAAGUGUACAGUUCUUCUCCUACAGCAUGUCAGCAUCUCAAGCUCGCUUUUCAGCGGUAUGACUUGUAAUAAAGCCUUCAUGAGCUCUCAUCAUGAAGCUCUGUUCUGUUGCCAAGUAUUGAGGUGUUUCUGGUACUGCUGAGUUAAUGUCAUAAAAGGCUAGCAGUAACCGUGUUCAAGCUCUCUCCUAUUUCCUGAUCUCUAUAUUUUGUUCCUGCACUGUGUGCUGUGGAGUUGAUGGUGUUAUCCCAGUGCAGUGCCUCCUGAACCCCUCACUGCUCUCUGAUGAGAAGUUUGCCUUGCUCAAUACUGUGCCCUUGCAUGACUGUUAAGGCUUUCUGUGCAGAGAUCACUGUCCAAGUUUCACAUCCUUUGAUUGAGAAAAACCUCUUGUGACUUCUGAGUUGUAUUCCACAAAGAGACUGCUACCCAGAAGAUAAUUUAGAAAAGAUAAUUUAGUGUUAGCUUUUCAUUUCUCAGCUGUCUUUUUUCCCCCUUGUUUUUGACAGCAAUGGAGAAUGGGUUCUAUAAAGACUGCCUGCUAGUGUGAACAGCAAUGCACUUGUAACUCAUGGAAAUAAAUGUACAUCUUUAUCUUUACACCAA
Molecule: messenger RNA, 2701 nt
Organism: Onychomys torridus (southern grasshopper mouse)
Lineage: Eukaryota; Metazoa; Chordata; Mammalia; Rodentia; Cricetidae
Gene: Mapk1
Product: mitogen-activated protein kinase 1
Exons: 9
Coding region: 61-1134 (357 amino acids)
Biological process (GO): intracellular signal transduction; protein phosphorylation
Cellular component (GO): cytoplasm; nucleus
Molecular function (GO): ATP binding; MAP kinase activity
Source: RefSeq, a predicted model, not a curated record